This is a messenger RNA of Frieseomelitta varia, 1897 nucleotides long. It is a transcript of the gene B52, whose product is annotated as serine-arginine protein 55. The coding region runs from base 155 to 1294 and encodes 379 amino acids. NCBI's taxonomy places the organism in Eukaryota, Metazoa, Arthropoda, Insecta, Hymenoptera, Apidae. The record is from RefSeq and is a predicted model, not a curated record. Gene Ontology annotation, biological process: alternative mRNA splicing, via spliceosome; mRNA splice site recognition. Gene Ontology annotation, cellular component: ribonucleoprotein complex; cytoplasm; nucleus. The transcript has 12 exons. Gene Ontology annotation, molecular function: mRNA binding.
UUUCGUUGUGUGAACCCCAUUUUGUUUCCGUUAUUGCAACGAGCUAUCUUACUUCAGACGCCGAUCAUUACUUCUUCUAGUGAUUAGAGUGGUUUCGUGUCGCAAAAGCAUAAGAUAUUUGUGGACAAAACAACGUUUUCUACGUAUAUUCAGUAUGGUAGGGACAAGGGUCUAUGUCGGUGGGCUUCCAUACGGCACCAGGGAAAGAGACCUUGAGAGAUUUUUCAGAGGCUACGGUCGAUUCCGUGAUGUUCUCAUCAAGAAUGGUUACGGCUUUGUUGAAUUUGACGACUAUAGGGAUGCAGAUGAUGCAGUCUACGAGCUCAAUGGGAAGGAGCUCCUAGGAGAAAGAAUUACUGUAGAGAGGGCCCGGGGGACACCUAGGGGUAGUGACCAGUGGCGCUAUGGUGACUCCCGUGGUGGUUAUGGGGACUCGAGGCGAUCUGCCCGAGACGAUAUGCGGCACGACAGAGAUAGUGUGAACAGAAACACGAGGACUGCAUCUAGCUACAAGCAAUCAUUGCCCAGAUACGGACCACCAACACGCACUGAAUACCGCCUCACUGUGGAAAAUCUCUCGAGUCGCGUCAGCUGGCAGGAUUUGAAGGAUUAUAUGAGACAAGCUGGCGAAGUGACAUAUGCAGAUGCACACAAACAGCGCAGAAACGAAGGAGUUGUAGAAUUUGCAACAUACUCUGAUUUGAAAAACGCCAUCGAUAAAUUAGAUGACACAGAAUUGAAUGGACGUAGAAUCAGACUCAUUGAAGAUAAGAGACGUGGUCGUCGCUCAAGAUCCUCGAGUUCGAGAUCACGGUCACGGUCACGAUCUCGAUCUCGUCGCCGAUCCCGCUCCCGCUCAAGGUAUUAUCGUCGUUCUCGAUCCCGAUCAAGGAGUCGCCGUAGCUCUCGCAGCCGUAGUCGUCGCAGCAGUCGUUCCAAAUCAAGGGCACAUACUAAAUCAAAAUCAAAGUCCAAAUCUAAAUCUCCCGAACGUAGCCGAACCCGAUCUAAAUCCAAAUCAAGAGACCGCUCAAAGUCGAAAUCUAAGUCAAAGUCCAAAUCCAGAUCUCGUUCUAGGUCCAAGGCUGAGAGGUCAAAGUCCAGGUCGCAGUCCAAAUCCAAAGCCAAGUCUCCCUCAAACUCUUCUUCCAGAGAUAGAUCUAGUCGCGAAAGGUCAAGAGGCGACAGAUCAAGAUCCCGAUCGGGCAGCAAACAUAGCAAAAGCCAUAGCCGUUCUCGAUCACCAAUGAACGGUGACAAAUCACCAGAGAAUAAUAAGCAAAAAGCUGAUUAAAGGACACUUGAAAUAAGAGAAGAAAGGACUUUUAUCUUGGGAAGAAAAAUAUUGGAGGAGAGAAGUUUUUUCUUUUUUUUUUCUUUUUUUUUUUGUUUCCUCUUCUUUUGUCUACGAUUAAAUACAUUCAAGAAGCCAAUUUUUCAUGCUUUCGUUUUUAAGAGACAUCAAUUUUUUUUUGUGACAUCAUUACUACUUGUAAUUAACAUGUACAUCGUUUUAAGGAUAAGCGAAAUUCCAAAAUCUUGUAAAAUGUGAAACAGCGAAACAAAAAAAUGUAUGUAAUUAACGAUCGGCUUAAGUAUAAUUAAAUAAUUGUACAUGAUUUACUUAAUCUAACCAAUAUGUACAUUGGUUGCACGUAAUUUUAACUGUACACUUAUCUUUAAAAAAAACCACUCGCAUUUAGAAAAAUAAGAUGUCUUCAUAUGUACCUUCAAUGGAUUCUACACAUUUUUUGAUGUAUCGCCAUAUAACGAGGAAUUUCCAAUGGCUUUUUGUAUAUAUUCCUAACUGUCACAUUGCAAACAAGUCAAUUGUGAUGUGUAUUAAAUUUAGUGGUAAGAGGUAUCUUAUUAUCAAUAAAAUUUCACGCCAAACUUA